UUGGUCUACUUUUCCUUGGCAACUUGCUUGUUUUGACUGUGCUGCACUCGACCACUCCUGCACCUGCGCCUUCAUUCGUCCCUAUUGUGUGAGAGAGAGAGUGUGUGUGAGCUUGCCUCUGUCAGCCAGCUCGCAAACGAGUGGGCCGGAAGAAGAAGAAGAAAGGGCCACCAUGUCCAACCCAACAGCGGCAGAGCCGUUCAAGCCCCGCAAGAUCCGUGUGUAUCGGAAUGGGGACACCCACUUUCCCGGACGGAACAUUCUCAUCCGCAACCCAAAAGUUGACUUUACCGUCUUCUUGGACGUGGUCACGCAGGGCGUCAAGGCCAACUUUGGUGCGGUGCAUCGCCUGUAUGAUGCCGAGACAGGGCACCGUGUCCGCGCCAUCCUUGAUUUGGAGGACGGCCGCGCGUAUGUGGCUGCCGGCAAGGAGCGAUUCCGCCCAUACGCAUAUGCGCAGAUCCCCGACGCAAAGACGCUGGGCAAGCCGCUGCGAGGCGGGGCAGUGAACCCGCUGCCGCCUGUGCAUCAUAUCCGCAAGCCUGUUCGCUCCGGCCGCGCACGCAAAGCCGCCGCAGCAACCAGGCCCAUCAUCAUCACCGUGCUGCGCAACGGUGAGACGGGUCCCGGGGUGAAGCUGAUGCUUGGCAAGCGCGACCGACUAACCUUCGAUCAGGUGUUCCGGCAGAUUGAGGAACGCGUCGCCCUCCCCGCCGAACCAAUCCGAAAGAUGUGCGACCUGCAGGGCCAUCGCGUGAACACGCUCGCAGGCAUCUUCGAUGGCGCUGUGCUCGUCGCUGUUGGCCGCCGCCACAAGUUCAAACGCGCGCUGUACGAGAACAUGUCGCAGGACGACUUUGCAGUGCAGCACUCGCCCUCACGUACGCACCCUCAUCACGACAGCAGCAGCAGCAACAACCCGCCCAUGCACUCGCUCAACAACAAGGCCGUCUUGCCGCCCAUUGGCCACCAGCAGCUUCAGCAGCAGCAAGAUGGCCAUCACAACAACCGAUACAGUCACCACCAGCACCAGCGCCAGCACCAGCAUGAGCAAUCGUUCGACCAACAACAACAACAGCAGCAGCACCAAGAACAGCAGCAACAGCAGCAUCAUCAUUUCUUUGGCGAGGACGACAGGGCGGCGUCUGAGCUCGAAGACAGCGGGCAGGAGCGACAGGUCAAUGCCGAUGAUGCUGAUGAUGAUGGCGAUGAUGGCGAUGAUGGCGAUGAUGACCAGCUGCACCAUGAGCAUGAACAGCGGGAGGAGGAACAGGAAGAAGAAGAGGAAGAAGAGGCAGAAGAAGGCCGUGAACAGCGGGAGGAGGAAUAUGCUGCACAAGACGAAGGGGAGGAUGAGCAGCAGGUGAAUGGAUGGCAGCACCCGGACCGCCGUGCCGACGAUGGGCGACGCGACGCCGACCAAGAGGAAGACCACGACACCCAACAGCACGGGGAGGCGAUGGCGUCUGAGCCGACGGUUGUGAUUGGGAGCGCGGCGCACACGAUGACGCGGGAGGCGGCGAUGGGCGCCAUCAGCAGCACCCCGCCUCUACAGGAGGAGGAGCAGGAAGAGGAGGAAGAGGAGGAAGAGGAACAAGCAAGUGAGGGUGAACAGGGUGAAGAAGAGCAAGAAGAAGGUGGGGAGGAUGAAGAGGACGACGAAGGGGAACACUAUGACCAGAAAGAGGGGCAAGGGGAACAGCAGCAAGACUAUGAUGAAGAUCAGGAGCAGCAGGAAGGCGAGGAACAAGAGGACGAGGAACAAGAGCAGCGAGAAGAAGAUGCAGAGGAGGAGGAGGAGGAGGAGCAAGAACAGGAUGAUGAUGAUGAUGACCAUGAUGGCGAUGAUGACCAAGAGGCUGACGGUGAUCAUGGCGUCCAAGAUGAUGGGCAAGAAGACGACGACGCAGCCGAGGCAGAGGGUGAUGAUGGUGAUGAUGGCGAUGAUGAUGAGGCGCAGAGCUAGACGUGAUGCAUGUCUUUGUUGUUCUUCGGCAUUGCUUUUCGCAUCUGCAUCCAUGCGCAUGAGAGUGUGAGCUUGUUUGCUCACUUCUUUCGUAUUGAGCCAGUCUAGUGGGCUCUUCUCUAUUUCCAUUGGCUUCUCGCUUGCUUGCAUCAUCACAUCCCAUCACAUCCCAUCACACAUCACAUCACGCCGUCGGCACCGUCAACUUCGUCGCCACACCACGUCUUCAUGUGCUAUCUUGCUUUCUUGUGAGUGGUUGUGUAUUAUGGGUCACAUCAUGUCACAUGUCUUGCCCAUGCUGUCAGAAAGGGAUAAAAGCCCAAUGUCACA
This is a messenger RNA of Salpingoeca rosetta, 2296 nucleotides long. RefSeq lists its product as uncharacterized. Gene Ontology annotation, cellular component: microtubule organizing center; microtubule. The transcript is spliced from 7 exons. Lineage: Eukaryota; Choanoflagellata; Craspedida; Salpingoecidae. The coding region runs from base 173 to 1966 and encodes 597 amino acids. Gene Ontology annotation, biological process: intracellular signal transduction. The record is from RefSeq and is a predicted model, not a curated record.